AUGACAAGGUAUCAUAAAUUAAUAAAAGCUAUUAUCAAGAAUGCUACUUCAAAAUAUGAUAAUAGCAAUAAAGAUGAAUAUAAAUUGGAUGAAUUUCUUACUAAUAUUCAAAAACAAAAACAAAAUUUUAAACCAUGUGAACUUGAAGAUGUGUUAACUGAUGAAGAAAAUUAA
Messenger RNA from Funneliformis mosseae, 174 nucleotides. The record is from the annotation of a GenBank genome assembly. NCBI's taxonomy places the organism in Eukaryota, Fungi, Glomeromycota, Glomeromycetes, Glomerales, Glomeraceae.